UUCCGGUUACAACGUGAAAAUUGGAAAAUAAAAGAUUAUAAUUGAAUAAUAAAAAGUCGAAUCCCAAGAAAUUAAAGAAGUUUUCAUAAUUUUCUGCAGAAACCCCUUGGCCAGUGCCUGGCAUAGCGGUUUGACAAUCCUUAAAUUGGCCACCUAGACCAUUUGGGCUGUGUUUUCCUACUUGGUGCACCACACGAAUCAAAUCGAACAACGUAGCCAAAAAUAAGAUUUGAAAACAUCAAGUAAAACAGGAGGGAAGCCCGACAUUGUACCGAAGAAAUCAAUUUAUAACCAAAUAGUCUGCAGAUUACAAAUAUCUGUGGCUAAUACCAGUGGAUUGUCGUUCCCUCAACCAACAAUAGCAACAAUCAAUUGACUUCUUGGGCUGGUAUUGCGUGUGUGUUUGUGUAUUUAAAUAAAUCACAUUAGCGGUGAGUGAGGCAAAGACGGAGCAAACUUUUUGCUGAUACCACACACACUUGCAGACAAACAAAAGAAAGUUGACCACCAGCAGCCAGGGUCAGUCGGACAGCAAGUCUGCCCGUCUCAAUCAUAUUUAUUCCCUAGCCUGUGCCACGCCGUAUUUAAGAAGCCAACGGAACCGACACCAUACAAAGGCUGCCACACCAACAUACCGACAUAUUUAUGUCAUGUUUUUAGAUCAUAUUCUGAAAACGGCAAAGAGAAUUUGAUGAAAAAUCUGUGGCUGUACUAAAUUAUCGAUAUUUUUUGGGAUUUUGGACAUAGAUCACAGCAAAGUUGGCAUCAGGAGCGUUGGUAAAUUGUUAUUAUGACGCAAUAUACGCAACCAGUUGUUGGUCAACAGCAACAAUUGCCGCAACAAACAUCGCCAACCCAACAGCAGCAACAACAGAACACAACGACACAAACCACAAAUAACAAUAACAUGAACAACAACACGGCUGCAGCCACAGCAACUGCAGCUCCCAACGCUACGGCCAAUAACAAUCAAACACAAACUGUAGCGGUACAACACCAACAACAACCCCAAGCAAACAAUAAUAAUUCAACUAAUAACAACAACAACUAUAGUAAUCCUCAACCAAAUUCUGUUCCUGGUAGCGCUGGUGCAGGUGUGGGUGGUCCUGUCUAUAAUCCACAAUUGCAUGCAACCAAUAUGUAUGUUCCUGCACCCCAUGGCAUGGCGGCGGGUCCACAUCAUCCCCACCAUCAACCUGGUACAAUGUAUUCCACAAUGAUACCAGCACCUAUGUCCAGUAAUGUGUAUGUUAACAAUGUCACUGCCAAUGUGAACCUACACGGGUGGCCACACGCUGCUGUACACCAUGGUGGCUGGGUACAUCAUGGCGGUGCUCCACAAUAUAUACCCGGCGAACUACCCCCAGAACAGGGAGCUCCCGUCAUGCAGUCCAUGGGUGCUAUGCCCGUAGCAUUGCCACCCACUACGCCCUUACCUACAGCUCAUGCCGCUGGCGUUAGUGGUGGUCGUGGUCGAGGCCGCGGUGGUGGCAAAGGUUCAAGACGUGGCGAUUACAAUAUGCAACGCCAUGCCUCCCAACAACAUCAUCAUCAACAACAGCAGCAGCAACGACACGAGGGUAGCCCUGCACCACAGACUGGUGGCAGUGCACAGUCCAACAAUCAACAAUCGCAAGAACAACAAACUAUGGAGUCACAACAGCAAAUGAUUUCUAACAUCCCGUAUGCAGCCCAUGCUCAACCUCAUUAUGCUGCCCCACAUGGACCACAAUAUCAAUAUGGAUAUCCCUACUUUGCACCGCAGCAACAAAUGCUACAUGCAGGACAGAGUCCAGCUGCCCAACAAGCUGCCGGAGCACCUCUUUACUUUUCCCCCAUGCCAGUUUAUAAUGGCCACCCCAUUUACAAUUACGGAUACUUUAUACCGCCCAUGAUGAAUCCCUCAGAGUAUCAAUAUCUGCCUGCCGAAGAAGUUAUGGCUGGCUCUGUCGUGGAUGAUAGACAAGCCAGUGGUGAGCCAUCGGCCAUGAUGUGGCAUCAACCGCACAUGUACGCCGACGAAUAUGGCAUGAAUCCCAACGAAAUGCAUGCUGUCGGUAGCGAUGAUAUGAAUCACAAUGCAGGCUCAGCUGCAGAUACUCCAACAAGUAUGUUAAGUCCAAACUAUACGCCCAUAUACGAUCCACAAAUGCAUGAAAUCCAACAACAAAUGGGCGUUAUGCAAAUCUAUGAUGAACAACAAAUGGCCCAAAUGCAGGUUAUGCAUUCUCAGCCUGGAGGUGUACCAGGACAGAUUGAAGACGAUUUGUCUGAAUGUGGCUCCCAGCAAUCCAUACCAAUCCAAAUGGUACCCGCAGGUGCCAUUCUAACCACAGCUGCCGGUAUGCCCAUACAAGCACCACAACAAAGCGGCGUUGAACCAAUGCAAAUGCACCAGCCUCGCCUAGUUCCGGUUGUUGGCAACAAUGGAAAUGCUCUUAUGACCAUUGAACAGACAACAUCUACAGCGCAACAUCAACCACAAACAACAGGGGAUAACAAUAACGUUAUCGAUAGCAAUUUGCAAGGCAAUGAAUUCGCCGCAGCAAACAGCAACACCAUGCAGCCAUGUGAGUCAGUCACCAGCCUCAAUGAAGAGACUCUACAGCAGAGUGUGGAAAAUAUUGCUCAAGACUAUCAACAGCAGCAGCAGCAACAGCACAUUCCACCAAUGGUGGUGGAGGUCCAAACUGCCAUUGGGCAUAUGGACACUUACAAUAGUAACAACAAUAAGAUAUCAAUGACCGAUGUGCAGGAAUUGCAAGAGAAUGUGGCAAAAUCGGCAGCCGAGACAAUGGUGCCUACCAUGGUGGCUGUGACCACAACAAACGUGGAUGUGGCCAUUGAAACCACAGUUAUGCAAAAUAGUCCAAUGCCGCUGCCCCAGCAACAGGAGAAAUCCCAACAGCAGCCCCCACAACAACAACAACAACAACAGCAUUAUGCUCAGGAUAAACCACAACAACAGACGUCACAAUAUGUGGCCACACAAACUCAAGGAAAUCAAAGUGUUCCUCAGCAACAAGUGCAACCACAGCAACCUCAAAAUUACAAACAUCAACAGCAACAUGCCCAGCAGCAGCAACAUCAUGCAGCUCAACAACAAUAUCACCAUCAACAGUUGCAAACUCAGCCGUCACAACCUCAUCACCAAGCCCAGCAGCAGCAACAUCAUACACCCCAACAACAGCAGCAGCAGCAGCAGCAACAAUAUCCUCCCCCACAACAAUCGCAUUAUCAUAACUAUGAUAAUCGCAAAUCCUCCUCCCAAAUGUAUGGCAAUCAGCAACAGUCUCGUCGCAAGUAUGAUUAUCACAAUCAUGGAUCGAACAGCAACAACGAGGGUGCAUCAUCCGCAUCCGCAACGCAAAAUCAACAGCAGCCCACAACGAAAACCAUGUCGUGGACUAAUUCUUCGCAACACAAGAAAUCCACCAAUACAGUGGCUGUGACUGCAACACCUUCCUUGACCCAUGCCGGAGGUUAUAACAAAUCAACGAAUGCUUCGACCAAUUCAUCGUCUACCUCGUCAACAAGCCAUGGCGGCGGCGGCGGCGGUGGCGGAGGCAGCCAUGGUACACGUACCUAUACCAAUCAGCAACAUCAGCAGAGCUAUCAGCAACAGCAAACCACCCAGACUCGUAACUAUGGAGCCAUGAAAAUGCCUUCUUCACCAGUGGCCAGUGCACCCACCAGUGCCAGUGGAAGCGGUGGCGUCGGCGGUGGCGGUGCCGUUGGCCAUAUGGAACGUAAGACCAGUCAAUCAAGUGAUACUGGCAAAACUCACCAGCAGGCGGCUACCACCUCAACGGCUUCUACCACAGCCACACCCCAUCAUUUCCAGCAAACAACAGCCGCUGCAAGCAAUCAGCAAUCGGCCCACAGUCAUGAAGCCCCUGCCAGCAGCAGCAACAGCUCCACUAGCGGAGGAAAGCAACAUUCUGGCAGUGCUCGCAAACAAAGCACCGGACAACAAAGCCAAACGGCAAACAUAACAGCAACGAACACAGCUGAGGCCACUGCCUCGCCUACCAUAAAUUUGGCCCCACCCGCUUCGGCUACCACACAAACCGCACCCUCGACCCCCUCAUGGGCCAGUUUGUUUAGAAAUGCUGCCUCCUCCACUACAGCAUCCAGUGCCAGCCCCGCUGCCGCAGCUGCCACCACCUCCAAUACAAAUCAAAGCAGCAAUGCUGCCAAUGCUUCAGCCUCCACAGGUAUAGCCACCAACUCCACGACGUCCUCAUCUACGUCCACUGCCAACUAUUCACAAAAGCCCAUAGCCAAAGUUGCUCCCUUUGAGAGUGCGGCCUUUGCCACACCAGCUGUAACACCCGGUGCCUUGUCAUAUUCGGCGGCCUCUGCACAAAAUCUACCGCCACCGUCCGCCGCCACUGCGGCAGCUGCUGUUGCAGUUGUUGGCAAUCAGAAAAAGAUCACCACCAACAUGGCCAGUCUCGAUGAGUUCUCAAUGAAAUUUGCCGAUUUCUUAACCAAAUACAAAAGUGACUGGACCACCAUAAGCUUGAGACCACGUGGCCUUACAAAUCGUUCCAAUUAUUGUUACAUAAACUCCAUAUUGCAAGCCCUGCUGGGCUGCUCGCCCCUGUACAAUUUGAUGAGAAGCAUUCCCAAGCAGGCGGCUAAUUUGUGUGAAGUCAAGGCACCCACCAUUAAUGCCAUGAUGUCCUUCAUGUCAAAUUUCUCCAAUUUGCCAAGUGGCCUUCGCCUGCGUACCGCCAAAGGUGGUAAGGGCAACAAAGACGAUUUAGCAGCUGAACUACAAUGCGAUCCUGCCUUUGAACCCACUGAAAUAUAUAAACUAUGGAAUGAUAGCCGUGAGGAGCAUGUUGAGGGGCGCCAAGAGGAUGCCGAAGAGUUCCUUAGCUACAUAUUAAAUAAACUUAAUGAUGAAAUGCUGGAGGUUGUAAAACUUAUUGCCAAACCCAAUGCUGAACAGAAUGGUCAAAAUGAACAGGCCGAAGAUGGCGAAGAUGGUGAUGUAUGGCAGAUGAUUUGCAAUAACCGCAAUAAGGGCAGUGUUACACGCCAAACUGAUUUUGGUUGCACUCCAUUGAGUGAUAUAUUCCGCGGUGAAUUAAGAUCACGUUUGCAACGUGAGGGUGAACAUCCUACCGAUGUUAUACAACCAUUUUUAACUUUACCUUUGAACAUAGAGAAAGCUGCCUCCGUCAAAGAAGCCUUGGAGAUUUUAGUUGGACGCGAUCAAUUGGAGGGUGUCACCGGCAGCAAGAGCAAACAAGAGGUUCUUGCUUGGCAACAAAUGAAUGUUGAAAAAUUACCUCCUAUUUUGAUAUUACAUCUCAAAUGGUUUGAUUACCGUUCGGAUGGUUGCACCAAGAUCUUGAAGAAGGUCGAAUUUCCUGUUGAUCUAAAAAUCGAUACAAAAAUUUUGGCUUCCAAAAAGUACUCACAAAAACAACGAGCUUAUCGUCUUUUCGCUGUGGUCUAUCAUGAUGGCAAGGAAGCCUCAAAGGGUCACUACAUCACCGAUGUCUAUCACACCGGCUAUGGCAGUUGGUUGCGUUACGAUGAUAGCUCGGUGAAGCCCAUCAUUGAGAAUCAUGUAUUGUUGCCAAGGACACCGCGUGUGCCUUAUUUGCUCUACUACAGACGCUGUGAUACAAUACCACAACAGAAUAACAAUGCCGGCGGUGCAGCAGGAAGCGGCGGUAGUGGCAAUAACAACAACAAUAAUUCAUCAACUGGAGCUAACAAUGCCUCCGGAGGUGGUGCCAGUAAUGCAUCAAAAUAAACAACUGCCAUAGUAAAAGAGGCAGAGCAGAGCGCGAGCAUCAUCAAAUGGACAAUGACAAUGGGAAAAGUUUUAAAAAAUGUUAGCAAAAGGAAAGGAAGGCAUUACAAGCAAACAAAGCAACCAAGCAACCAACCAACCAACAUACAAUAGUACAGCAGCAAAUGAGAGAUGUAAAAAAAUAAACCAACUAAACCAGUGGCAGCAGCAGCAGCAGUAGCAUCAAGAAAAGCCUUGCAGCCUGACUACAACCGACCAAUGUGCAAUGAAAACAGCCAAACAACACACUAUACCAUAGUAGUUUAUUAGCAUGGAAAUGCAAAGUGCGCUUAAACUAUCAAAGCUCGCAGGUAAUGGCAUAUGGGGGUUUUCAGGUGCCCUGCCACAGUCAGUUAAUGCUUGGGCAAAAACUGCAUUGCCCUGGUUAGAUCCCUUGAAAGACAAAGGUUUUUAAAACCAUUUGGCUUUCGAUGUGUGGCAAUUGGCCUUUAAAGAAAAAAACUCCUCUAUGAGAAAACAAAACAAAAUCACUAAAGUGAGCACCACCAAUCAUUUAUAUAUGAAUAGUUAUUUUUUCGAUUAUUAUUUUGCAACAGGUGAUAAACAUAAAAAAAAAAAUUCUAUAUAUAUACAUAUGGUAACGACUGACGUGUAAUAAUGAUGUAUGAAUGUAUUUGUAUGUAAAUGUAUCCAUGUAAGUAGUUAGUCUAUCUAAUAAUUAUAAUAAUAUUAUUGUGUAAGUAACUAUCUCAGACUGUAAGUUGGAAAACAUGAAGUAUGGCAAAACCAUAGGAACUAAGUCUAAAUCCUUCAUCCCCUCUACACCCACACCCACCCACACACACACACAAAGGCCUACACCCCAAGGCAAAUGAAAGAAAAUCUAAGAAAAAAAAAACACAUGAAAUAAUUUUAAUAUUUUUUUUUUUGAAAAAUUACAUUUUUUUCUCUUUUAUUGUAGUUUUAAU
Molecule: messenger RNA, 6744 nt
Organism: Stomoxys calcitrans (stable fly)
Lineage: Eukaryota; Metazoa; Arthropoda; Insecta; Diptera; Muscidae
Gene: Usp10
Product: putative mediator of RNA polymerase II transcription subunit 26
Exons: 10
Coding region: 791-5776 (1661 amino acids)
Biological process (GO): protein deubiquitination; DNA damage response, signal transduction by p53 class mediator; regulation of autophagy
Cellular component (GO): cytosol; nucleus
Molecular function (GO): cysteine-type endopeptidase activity; cysteine-type deubiquitinase activity
Source: RefSeq, a predicted model, not a curated record